GUUUGUAAAAGAUUUUUCUGAGCACCUGCAGGUUCGUGUGUGUGUGUGUGUGUGUGUGUGUGUGUGUGUGUGUGUGUGUGUAAGUAUUUUCACUGGAAAGGAUUCAAAAUUAGAGGGGGAAAAAAACUGGAGCGCACAGGCAGCAUUACGCCAUUCUUCCUUCUUGGAAAAAUCCCUCAGCCUUAUACAAGCCUCCUUCAAGCCCUCAGUCAGUUGUGCGGGAGAAAGGGGGCGGUCGGCUUUCUCCUUUCAAGAACGAGUUAUUUUCAGCUGCUGACUGGAGACGGUGCACGUCUGGACACGGGAGCAUUUCCACUAUGGGACUGGAUACAGACACACGCCCGGCGGACUUCAAGGCGCUCAGACUGAGGAGAAAGCCCUGCCUGCCGGUGCUGCCGCUGCCGCCGCUGCUCCUGAAGCCCCACUCCUUUCAUGGUUUUUCCUGCCAAGCUAGAGACACCUUCGCUGCGGCUGCCUUUCUCUGUGGUGUCAGUCAGCGGCUGACCAGAGGAUGAGACUCCCCAAACUCCUCACUUUUUUGCUUUGGCACCUGGCUUGGCUGAACCUGGAAUUUAUCUGCACUGUGUUGGGUGCCCCCGAUUUAGGUCAGAGACCCCCAGGGGCCAGGCCAGGGUUGGCCAAAGCAGAGGCCAAGGAGAGGCCACCCCUGGCCCGGAACAUCUUUAGGCCAGGGGGUCAUAGCUAUGGUGGGGGGCCCACCAAUGCCAGGGCAAAGGGAAGCUCUGGGCAGACACAGGCCAAGAAGGAUGAACCCAGAAAGAUACCCCCCAGAUCCGGUGGGCCUGAAACUAAGCCAGGACCCCUUCCCCAGACUAGGCAGGCUGCAGCACGGACUGUAUCCCCAAAAGGACAGCUUCCUGGGGGCAAAGCAUCCUCAAAAGCAGGAUCUGCCCCCAGCUCCUUUCUGCUGAAGAAGACCAGGGAGCCUGGGACCUCUCAAGAACCCAAGGAGCCGUUCCGCCCACCCCCCAUCACACCCCAUGAAUACAUGCUCUCGCUGUACAGGACGCUGUCCGAUGCUGACAGAAAGGGACGCAACAGCAGCGUGAAGUUGGAGGCUGGCCUGGCCAACACCAUCACCAGCUUUAUUGACAAAGGGCAAGAUGACCGAGGCCCUGUGGUCAGGAAGCAGAGGUACGUGUUUGACAUCAGUGCUCUGGAGAAGGAUGGGCUGUUGGGGGCUGAAUUGCGGAUCCUACGGAAGAAGCCCUUGGACACGGCCAAGCCAGCGGUCCCCAGUAGCGGGCGGGUUGCCCAGCUGAAGCUGUCCAGCUGCCCCAGCGGUCGGCAGCCGGCAGCUUUGCUGGAUGUGCGCUCCGUGCCAGGCCUGGACGGAUCUGGCUGGGAGGUGUUCGACAUCUGGAAACUCUUCCGAAAUUUUAAGAACUCAGCGCAGCUGUGCCUGGAGCUGGAGGCCUGGGAACGGGGCCGGGCUGUGGACCUCCGUGGCCUGGGCUUUGAACGUGCUGCUCGACAGGUCCAUGAGAAGGCCCUAUUCCUGGUGUUUGGUCGUACUAAGAAACGGGACUUGUUCUUUAAUGAGAUUAAGGCCCGCUCUGGCCAGGAUGACAAGACUGUGUAUGAAUACCUGUUCAGCCAGCGGCGGAAACGGCGGGCCCCACUGGCCAAUCGCCAGGGCAAGCGACCGAGCAAGAACCUCAAGGCUCGUUGCAGUCGCAAAGCUUUGCAUGUCAACUUCAAGGACAUGGGCUGGGACGACUGGAUCAUUGCGCCCCUUGAGUAUGAAGCCUUUCAUUGCGAAGGACUAUGCGAGUUCCCCUUGCGCUCCCACUUGGAGCCCACAAACCAUGCAGUUAUCCAGACCCUGAUGAAUUCUAUGGACCCUGAAUCCACACCACCUACUUGUUGUGUGCCCACACGGCUGAGUCCCAUUAGCAUCCUCUUCAUUGACUCUGCCAACAACGUGGUGUAUAAACAGUACGAGGACAUGGUCGUGGAAUCUUGUGGCUGCAGGUAGCAGCACUGGCCCUCUGUCUUCCAGGGUGGCACAUCCAGAGAGAACCCCUCCACAUGCUCCUGGAAUCACAGAGGGGCUGUGAAGUACCCCAACAGCCUGCGGGAAAGGGAAUUUCAGUGGAUGUACUCUUUGAGUGUGAUCUGGGCUAACUGCCCCCCAUCUGGAGAUUCCUGCCCUUCUGCUCCUCUGACGGGCAGUGGCAGGCUAGACCCAGAGAACAAACUAUGAGUGGGACUGAGACCCAGGAAAGGAGAUCGUGAAUGAGACUCAGGCACCAUCCCUCCUGUCCCGGCCUCCUAGGCAGAGUCCUGGGUCUCCAGACUCUCCAGGGGAGCUGGUGCUAUCCUAAGCGCUUCAUAGGACAGCCACAGUGCAACCUCCCUCUUUGAGUCACCUUUGUGCCUGGUGGCUUUCCACUCGUAGGGCAGAUUAGAUGCUCAUUGCCCGGGCUGGUGGAGAAGGGUAAGGACUUGGGUAGAGUAUGAGCCUAUUAGACUAUUAGACUAAAAUAUGUCAUUGAUGAGAUAAAAAGCUGAAUCUUCA
Messenger RNA from Mesocricetus auratus (golden hamster), 2542 nucleotides. It is a transcript of the gene Gdf5, whose product is annotated as growth differentiation factor 5. Bases 512 to 1999 code for a protein of 495 amino acids. The record is from RefSeq and is a predicted model, not a curated record. NCBI's taxonomy places the organism in Eukaryota, Metazoa, Chordata, Mammalia, Rodentia, Cricetidae. Gene Ontology annotation, molecular function: growth factor activity; cytokine activity. Gene Ontology annotation, biological process: BMP signaling pathway; SMAD protein signal transduction. The transcript is spliced from 2 exons. Gene Ontology annotation, cellular component: extracellular region.